GACGGAAAUCCGGAUCUACCGAAAGACAUUUGAUCCAGCUCGGCAUGCCGACCGGAAUUUGCACAGUAUGCAGCUCAUUCCGGGCCCUGGAGUCGGCAAUGAUUCUAAAGAGGUAUGAAUACAUAAAUUCACGUCUAGAAAACGCGUAGUCCUCAGUAAUUAUCCUCUGUAAUCCAUAAUGCCAGACACACAGCGCAUCACCGGACGCGCCCUGGUUUCUCACGGCCCCUACCAGGCUGGUGGCUGGAAGCUUCAAAAUGUCUCCCUGAGACCCUUGCGAGAGAAUGAGUUACUUAUUGAAGUGGUUGCCUCAGGUGUCUGCCAGACCGAUCUCCACUUCGCUGGGUUGGAACGUGGUCAUGGCGUACAUUAUCCCCGGGUGAUGGGACACGAAGGCGCUGGAUAUGUUCGACAGGUCGGGUCCAGCGUCACCGCAGCCCGAGUCGGCGAACCAGUCCUCCUGUCAUUCUCGGCAUGCCAGACCUGCCAAUGCUGCAGUCGGGGUCAUCCCGCACACUGUCACAAUUUCGAUCCUAUUAAUUUCGAGUCAAGCGAAGCCAACCGCGUUUUCUGGGGAACUGAAGCCGACGUAUCAACACACUCUGCGGAGCCGGAAAUCUUCGGCCAAUUCUUCGGGCAAUCGAGCUUUGCUAGCUGGACAAUAGUGCAGGAGGAAUCAGUGGUGAAUGUCUCCGGGCUGGUGGAGGGAAGGGGGGACCUUCAUCUGCUGGCGCCGCUGGGGUGCGGCGUCCAGACAGGUGCAGGAGCGGUUAUCAAGGCAGCCAAGGCACAGCCUGAGGAUACUGUAGCUGUGCUCGGGCUGGGAGGCGUUGGAUUGAGUGCGGUGAUGGGAGCGCGUAUUGCCGGUUGCAGGAAAAUCAUCGGGAUUGCACGAAAUCAGGCUCGUCUUGAGCUGGCCCUGGCGCUUGGAGCGACACAUGUCGUUAGACUCGAUUCAAGUACAGACAAAGGUCAUGUAACAGAGUCGGUUCGUGCUCUUACUGAUGGCCUUGGUGCAGAUGUUACGUUGGAGACUACGGGGGUACCGGGGUUGAUUGCCGAGGGCAUUCGCAUGACAGCUAACAAGGGAAGGAUUGUUCAGCUUGGAACAGCACCGGAAGAUGCGGUGGUCAGUCUUCCAAUUCAUGAUUUUAUGGUUGCUGCGAAGCAAUACAUGGGAGUUGUGGAGGGAGACGUUGUUCCUCGAGAGUUUGUGCCUAAAAUGAUUGAGUGGGUGAAGACGGGACUGCUACCUUUGCAUGAGAUUGUGGGAUUUUAUCAAGCGGAAGAUUACAGGACGGCCAUAAACGACAUGAAAAUUGGGAAGACCAUUAAGCCUAUUCUGUUAUGGUGA
Messenger RNA from Aspergillus welwitschiae, 1354 nucleotides. RefSeq names its product NAD(P)-dependent alcohol dehydrogenase. Gene Ontology annotation, molecular function: zinc ion binding; oxidoreductase activity. NCBI's taxonomy places the organism in Eukaryota, Fungi, Ascomycota, Eurotiomycetes, Eurotiales, Aspergillaceae. The record is from RefSeq and is a predicted model, not a curated record. Bases 179 to 1354 code for a protein of 391 amino acids. The transcript has 2 exons.